AUGGCCGCGCUCAGCAUCGACCUCUGGGUGGCCGUGGUCUUCCCGCUGAGCUACCGGGCCAAGAUGCGCCUCCGCGACGCCGCGCUCAUGGUGGCUUACACGUGGCUGCACGCGCUCACCUUCCCGGCCGCCGCGCUCGCGCUGUCCUGGCUGGGCUUCCACCAGCUCUACGCCUCGUGCACGCUGUGCAGCCGGCGGCCCGACGAGCGCCUGCGCUUCGCCGUCUUCACCGGCGCCUUCCACGCCCUCAGCUUCCUGCUGUCUUUCGUCGUGCUCUGCUGCACGUACCUCAAGGUGCUCAAGGUGGCCCGCUUCCACUGCAAGCGCAUCGACGUGAUCACCAUGCAGACGCUCGUGCUGCUCGUGGACAUCCACCCCAGUGUGCGGGAACGCUGUCUGGAGGAACAAAGGCGGAGGCGGCAGCGCGCCACCAAGAAGAUCAGCACUUUCAUAGGGACCUUCCUCGUGUGCUUUGCACCCUACGUGAUCACCAGGCUGGUAGAGCUCUACUCCACGGCACCCAUCGGCUCCCACUGGGGGGUGCUGUCCAAGUGCUUGGCCUACAGCAAAGCCGCGUCCGACCCCUUUGUAUACUCCUUACUGAGACAUCAGUACCGCAAAAGCUGCAAGGAGAUUCUGAACAGGAUCCUUCACAGACGCUCCAUCCACUCCUCAGGUCUCACAGGUAUAUGAAGCCUCAUUUUCAACCCGGGAUCUCUAGAAACUCUGGGCCGUCGGUCUCCAUGAGCAUCAGCAGGACACAGCACUUCCCCUGGCACAGAAGUGAACUUCUUUGUGCCUUGCAGCCGGGAGGACUUACAUGGAGGACUUUGGCGUUGGCUCUAGGACCUGGGCUGAGCCAGACAUGAGGAGAGGCUGGGCAGAACUUGGCCUCUACCGUUUGCUCUUGAAGGUUCGGGGGAGAAGCUUGUCUGAGAGCCGUGUGGUCUGUAAGUUCUCUACCUUCCCAGGUGCCCCCACUUUCACCAAGACUGAUGGCCUGUUAGCCCCCAAAGAGUUGGUCUGACCCCAGGCUAGGUGCCUUUGGGCCACUGGUAGCUGCCGCUCUGGCCCGGUCAAAGAAAGGUGGCUGGAACCUCAGGCUUGCUCCUGUCUCUCCAGUUCAAACGCAGCCAUGAGGUCAAAGGUCUCCUCACUCACCCUAUCACAAACACAUGCAAAGAAGCAGGAGCCCGACACUUUUGGGGGAUGGCUACCUAUGGAAGAGGGGUAAGAGAUUCCAAGGAAUGCAAUUGUCCAACUUCCCAGGGAAUCGGUGUCAGGAACAGGAAGCGACUAGGAUUCACAGUGGUUGCACUCAACCUGACAGAGACAUUACCGUGAAGAAACAGCCGUCGGCUAGAGACCCAGAAGAGUUGAAUCCCAGAGUGGUUAUGUGAGUGGCAUGUUGCAGCUGCAGGCUCAAACCCGGAGCUGUGAAAAGAUUCACCUGUUACUCCUCAAACAUUUACUGAGCACCUGUUGUGUACCAGGUCCUAGGUUGUGUCAGACUCUUAGGGAGACGUGUCAUUCCUCUGCAGUAUGGGCAACUGGGCUGCCCCAGAGGUGCAUGUUCAGGACUGUGGAGGUGCAGGGGGUCGGUCAGCGAACUUGACUGGCAGGGAAAGAGGUUUCUGGAAGGCUUCACAGAGGUGGUGACCUAUGGGCCAGAACUUACAGUAGGGAAGAACAUGUUGCAAUAUACAGAAGAGAUAGGAGCCUGCCCGGGAGUCUAGGUGGGGUGGAGCUCAAUCUGGGUCCAGGAAUGGUGCCAGGUGAGUGCUGGGAGGAGGGGCAAGUGCCUCCUGGGACGGGUGGAAUAUGACCCGUGGCCAGUGGGAGAUGGUUGGAGUCUUUAAGUUGGGAGUAGCAGAAUUAGAUCUCUUUUAAGAAGAGACAGCACAGAGAAAAUCCAUGUGUAUGAAAUCUGACAAGCAAGUUCACAAACUCAUCCUAGAAAAAGUGCUGUAUACCUCAUUGCUGAAUGUCACUAUGGUCACCUGUGAA
Molecule: messenger RNA, 2007 nt
Organism: Carlito syrichta (Philippine tarsier)
Lineage: Eukaryota; Metazoa; Chordata; Mammalia; Primates; Tarsiidae
Gene: GPR26
Product: G protein-coupled receptor 26
Exons: 4
Coding region: 1-693 (230 amino acids)
Biological process (GO): adenylate cyclase-activating G protein-coupled receptor signaling pathway
Cellular component (GO): membrane
Molecular function (GO): G protein-coupled receptor activity
Source: RefSeq, a predicted model, not a curated record